AUGGUUCAAUUACUCGGAAAAGAUAUUGGUACCAUUGGGUACGGCAUGAUGGGUCUCUCAUGGCGUCCAGAGCCCCAACCUCUCGAAGAGAGCAUCAAAACCCUAAAAUCCGCCCUCGAAAACGGGUGUAAUUUCUGGAACGGUGGACAAUUCUAUGGAACUCCUGAAUACAACUCUCUUACCAUCUGCAAAGCCUACUUUACAAAGUAUCCUGAAGAUGCUGAUAAAGUAGUCUUGAGUAUCAAAGGUGGUAUAAAUCUAGAAAAGUUCGUGCCGGAUGGAAGUCCAGAGGGAGUGAGGAAGAGUGUGGAUACAUGUUUAGCACUCUUGGGAGGAACGAAGAAAAUCGAUAUCUUUGAGUGUGCGAGGGUGGAUAAGAAUACACCCAUUGAGACUACGAUGAAGGUCUUAGAGGAAGAGUAUGUGAAGACGGGGAAGAUUGGGGGUAUUUCGUUGAGCGAGUGUUCAGCAGAAACGGUGCGUAGGGCUGCAAAGGUUACGAAGGUUGUGGCUUGUGAGGUGGAAGUUGCUUUGUCUACGUUGAAUAUUUUUCAAAAUGGGGUUGCAAAUGCUUGUGCUGAACAUGAUAUCUUGGUUGUUGCAUACUCACCAUUAGGCCGAGGAUUAUUGACCGGUACGAUUCAAAAGCCAGAAGAUCUCCCUGAGGGGGACCAUCGUAAAGACUAUCCUCGAUUCCAGAAAGAGCACUUUGAAGCCAACAAGAAGCUUUCUGAUGCAGUGGCAAAGCUUGCGGAGGAAAAGAAAUGCACAUUGGCUCAAAUUUCUAUCAAUUGGCUUACAGCAAUUUCGAAGAAGAACGGUAACCCAGAGAUCAUCCCAAUCCCCGGUGCUACUACAAUCAGCCGCAUUCAAGAGAACUCCAAGGAAGUAUCUUUAAGUGAUGCUGAUUUGGCGGAGCUUGAAUCGAUUUUGAAGCAAUUCCCAAGUUCGGGACCUCGUUAUGGCAAGGAGCAAUCAGCAAUGUUGGAAGGUUAA
Messenger RNA from Sclerotinia sclerotiorum 1980 UF-70, 996 nucleotides. RefSeq lists its product as hypothetical. The record is from RefSeq and is a predicted model, not a curated record. The transcript is spliced from 3 exons. The coding region runs from base 1 to 996 and encodes 331 amino acids. NCBI's taxonomy places the organism in Eukaryota, Fungi, Ascomycota, Leotiomycetes, Helotiales, Sclerotiniaceae. Gene Ontology annotation, cellular component: cytoplasm.